GGAAUGGGGGAGGGGAAUCAGACUUCCAAAGAGCAAAGGUGUGUUUACACUGACUCGAGAGAAUUUAGGUAAACUAGAAAAUAUCUGGAUAUAUUUGCGUCGCAUCUUUUACGAUGGCAUGAUGGUCAGCAUACAUCGUCUGUAUUUGUUUGAGUCGCAAAUGUAGGAUUUUUCUGUGUUCUGGAAAAAUACAGUAAAGUAAAAACAACUUCGUGUAACCGAGAAACAUGAAAGAAAAACUGAAGCUCAAGGUGCUUGCGCUCGUGCUCUGCGUAUUUCCAACAGAGCUUUUGUCUAUCCAGGUUGCGGUUCCUCAUACAGAGAGACACACAAUGCUGUUUGCUUCUGUCACUCUGCGAUGUGACUAUUCCACUACUGCAAACCCACAAGAUGUCCUGGUCACAUGGCGGUACAAGUCCUUCUGUUUGGAUCCAGUGCUGGAAUAUUACUCAGUUGCAUAUCAAGCAGCUCUGGGUCUGAAGCAAGACCCAGCCAAUGACUGUCCAGACAGUCAGCGCACUGUCCGCAUAGUAAUUCAGAAAAGAGGCAUCAAUGAAGCUAUUCUGGGGACAGAAUAUCGAGAUCGCAAGAUAUACGUACAAAACAAUGCUGAUCUGGUUAUCAAUGAGGUCAUGUGGUGGGACAAUGGCAUGUAUUUCUGCUCCAUCGAUGCAGCGGGUGAUGUUGUGGGAGACUCCGAUAAAGAAAUCAGACUCAUUGUGUAUCACUGGCUGACUGUGCUGCUCAUCGUCCUCGGUGGACUGCUCCUCCUCAUACUGAUUUGUAUCUGCUGCUGCCAGUGCUGUCCUCAGAACUGCUGCUGCUAUGUCCGUUGUCCCUGCUGUCCUCGCACUUGCUGCUGCCCAGAAGAAGCGGUGAUGCGCCACAAGAUGAUGCGUGACGCUCAAAAAGCAAUGGUACCGUGGCUCCAUGGCCAGCCCAUCUAUGCCCCCAUUGCCUCAAAGGCAUCUUCUCAAGCAAACCCUUUACUAUAUUCAGGGUCUUUUUCUGAAGCUUCAUCCAAACACAACCUUCCCAUGGCCCCGAUGGUCAUUCCUCCUCCUCAACCUGUCCCGCCAUUCGUACCUCCCCAUGGAUACCAUGGCAAUGGCGGCAUUAAUGGAAGUGUACGUGGUAAUAACCAGGUAUUAGAUUUUCUGGAGAACCAAGUAAGAGGGAUGGAUAUGGCUGCCCCAAUGCUUCAGCCUCAACAUCACUACACAGCAGUCCCGUUCCAAAGCCUUCCUCAUCAAUAUGCGGCCCCACAACCACAAUAUGCAACUCCACUACCUCAACCCAUACCCCAAGCUGUGCCUAUAUCAGCCAGGCCGCCCAGCAUGCUCUCAGCCCUGGACGAGAUGGGUGUCCAAGGUGUGGAGCGCAGGGUCAUCCAGCUGCCUCCCAUCAUGGGCCGAGCGAAACAGAGCUCUCGGCGGACCAAUGAUGGUGGAAGACACCGGCUAUCUAAUCAUUCCAGCGGUAGCUCUAAUCGCAAUGGUUAUCAUCGUGAUGAUUCCUGGAGGGAGCCGUCAUCUUCACGGAGAGGGACGCAAAUGCAGCGCAGUUACAGCGACGAGUCGGACUGGGACGAUAGGCGUGGAGGCCGAGGUUCAUCAGGACGCAGGGGAGUUUCGGAUAGGUCUCGUCCACGUGUUCGCAGUAAAGGGGAGCUUCUGGAGGAGCUGGAGCGUGCGGCAAACCGCAGAGACAGGAGAAACUCACCUUCUCCACGUAGAGGCUCCUGGAGUUCAGACGAGGAGGACGGUUAUAGAAAGGGAAAGCGAUCUCAAGGGAGAUUGUCUGAGAAACCACCAGCUUAUUCUACCAUUGAGAUAUUGCCUGGCCACAGCAGGAGGAGUGACCGCUUCUCGGAUAAGAGCUCUCGCAGUGGCGUGAGUGUUGUGAUCUGAGUCCCUGCCUUGUCCUUCAUUUCUAACAUAGUUAUAGUCACCACCUACAAGUGAAUGUCUUCUGGACUACUGUCAUUGGGACUAAUUAAUUGUGUACUUCAGCACAAUAAUUAAGCAGUAACUGCAAAUGGCAUGCAAUAUUAGUAGACAGUAAAUGCACUGUACAUCUUUUUUUUUUUUACACUUUAUUUUAUGUUUUAAUCUGCUUUAAGAUGUUAUUUUAUCAUUUUUUUGAAGAAAAAAAAAAGUUUUAUAUGUGUAACUUUUCACUGUUUUCACUGUACAUUAAUUAUUAACCACAGCAAGGUUUUUGGUAUUUGAUCAGUACAGUUUAUAGAUGACGUUAACAUUGAUAGCACUUCAGCUGAAGGUUGUACAUAAGAGCCUCUUUGGUUCAUCUAGGUUCUCUGUUUACUUUUGGUUAAUCUUUGUUUGGAGUAGUUUUAAUGUUGAUUUGGUUGUUUUCUUUGUCUUUUCACUGUGUUGUUAUCCAAAUAACUGUUACAAUCCUUGGGAUGAUUUAGAAUUAUAUUUGAGUAUGUAUGAGUACAUAUGUAUUGUUAUUAGUUGGAUUGCAAAAGAAGAGCAGUACCAUUCGUUUAACUCAUAAUCUAAAACUACAUGAACAGUACCAGCAGUUUCCCAAACAAAGAUCUUUGUUUUUCUCAUGUGCUGAGAAUUUAUGUAAACACUGGCUACAAUAAAGUAACUUUUAUACUAGUUUACAGUCUUUUAUACUAGAGAUCAUACAUUUUCCAGCAUGUUUCAUGAUUUAAUGCAGAAACGUGUACUGUAGAUUAAAUGUAAAAAAAAAAUUAUAAUUUAUUUUGUUUGUACAAGAUUGAUUAAACAACUGACU
Onychostoma macrolepis is the source of this 2769-nucleotide messenger RNA. It is a transcript of the gene ildr1b, whose product is annotated as immunoglobulin-like domain containing receptor 1b. Lineage: Eukaryota; Metazoa; Chordata; Actinopteri; Cypriniformes; Cyprinidae. Gene Ontology annotation, molecular function: high-density lipoprotein particle receptor activity. The transcript is spliced from 8 exons. The coding region runs from base 228 to 1910 and encodes 560 amino acids. The record is from RefSeq and is a predicted model, not a curated record. Gene Ontology annotation, cellular component: plasma membrane.